Molecule: messenger RNA, 1321 nt
Organism: Oryza sativa Japonica Group (Japanese rice)
Lineage: Eukaryota; Viridiplantae; Streptophyta; Magnoliopsida; Poales; Poaceae
Product: ribonuclease H2 subunit A
Biological process (GO): DNA replication, removal of RNA primer; mismatch repair
Cellular component (GO): ribonuclease H2 complex
Molecular function (GO): RNA binding; RNA-DNA hybrid ribonuclease activity
Source: RefSeq, a predicted model, not a curated record
CUCGCCCCGCCCCGCCCGCCGCUCUCCUCCGCGCCGCCGCCCGCCGCCGUCUACUCCUCUCCCGCGCCGCCGGCCGCCGUGUUCCAUCCUUUCCCCGGCGCCACAAGCUUCCGGCCCCUAGAUAGCCCGCGAAGCCAAGCUGCCGGCCCCUCGCUCGCCCGCGCAGACGGCCGAGAUGGUGGCAGCGGUGGCGCCGGAGUGGGCCACCAAGGAGCCCUGCCUCAUGGGAAUCGACGAGGCUGGGCGCGGCCCCGUUCUCGGUCCAAUGGUGUAUGGCUGCAUGUACUGCGCUCGUUCCUACCAAGACACUCUUGCAACCCUUAAAUUUGCAGAUUCGAAGACCUUGAAGGAAGAACAAAGGGAGGAGCUGUUUGAAAGUCUAAAAGACAAUAGUUCAAUUGGGUGGGAAGUGGAUGUCAUAUGCCCAAAGGAGCUAUCUGCUAAAAUGUUAAAAAGAUCGAAAGUUAACCUGAAUGAAAUAUCUCAUAACUCUGCAAUGGGUCUGGUCAAAAGAGCUCUUGACAUGGGAGUUCUACUAGCAGAGGUCUACAUUGAUACGGUUGGAGAUGCGGAGAAGUACAGGAUCAAAUUGACUGAAAAGUUCCCAGGCAUCAAAUUUGUGGUUGCCAAGAAGGCUGAUAGCCUUUUCCCAGUUGUUAGUGGAGCAAGUAUAGUUUCGAAGGUUACCAGAGACAGAGCCUUGAGAAACUGGGUAUUUGAUGAAACGGCUCAGAAUAUGCACAUGAACACUGGGUCUGGUUAUCCAGGAGAUCCUUCCACUAAACAAUGGUUAGAAGAUCACAAACAUCCGAUAUUUGGAUUCCCGUCUUUGGUUCGUUUUAGCUGGGGAACUUGCACGCCCUUCUUCAAUGACGCAAUUGAAGUUACCUGGGAGUCCAAUGAACUUGAAGAAGAUGCAGGUAGCAACGGUAGUGUUAAGAGACAGGUCAAGCUAUCAAGCUUAGGCUUUACUGGAUUCAAAAGGAAGUCUGAGGAGAUCGACUCAAGUGGGAAAGGCCGUUGCAAGUUCUUCCAGGCUCGCAAACUUGAACUUGUCAGGAAGUUUCAGUGAUGCGUAUCAGCUUCGUUGUCUGUACUACUAACUUUAAGUCAGAGUAGAAGGCUCUUAUGGGGUUAUGGCUUGUAUUUCAGCUGUGACACUUGUGAGUUCAGUAUAAUGAAGGCUCUUAUGGUGAUAUUGUAUUUCAGCUAUGAACUUGUGGGUUCAGUAAAAUUCUGAAUCGAGCAUUUGAAGUGUUUUUCAGACAUUUAUUUGAACUGCUCCAAAGUUAAUAGAAUUAUGUUAGAUUGAUUCUAUGCA